Messenger RNA from Trichosurus vulpecula (common brushtail), 6212 nucleotides. It is a transcript of the gene GGPS1, whose product is annotated as geranylgeranyl diphosphate synthase 1. The transcript has 5 exons. The record is from RefSeq and is a predicted model, not a curated record. NCBI's taxonomy places the organism in Eukaryota, Metazoa, Chordata, Mammalia, Diprotodontia, Phalangeridae. Gene Ontology annotation, biological process: isoprenoid biosynthetic process. Gene Ontology annotation, molecular function: prenyltransferase activity. The coding region runs from base 321 to 1220 and encodes 299 amino acids.
GACGGGGAUGGCGCAUUUUCUCGCACCGAGUAAUGCGGUGUCGCUGGCGGCUGAAAAGGGCGGAGAGUGCCGAACUGAAGCAGUGGGAGGGUUUCGUGUUGGUGGCGGGAGGAGCCUCAAAGUGAACUAUAAAGGAGGAAGUUGAGGCACUGUAGUGCUGCUUCGGGACCGGCGGUGUGAAACUAUUAUCACCGUUCUACCGAGAGCAGAGGUGGAGGCGGCGGGGGAACCCGAAUGGACAAAACUAACCCAAGACACAAUUGUAGAACUGCUUCAUGCCUGGUCUUUAUGAAGAUCAGCUUUUUUGAAUUCUGCAAAUUAUGGAAGAAACUCAGAAAACAUCUGAAAGAAUUCUUUUAGAACCCUACAGGUACUUACUUCAAUUACCAGGUAAACAAGUAAGAACCAAACUUUCACAGGCGUUUAAUCACUGGCUGAAAGUUCCUGAAGAUAAGACACAGAUUAUCAUUGAAGUUACAGAGAUGUUACAUAAUGCCAGCUUACUUAUUGAUGACAUUGAAGACAACUCAAAACUACGGCGUGGCUUUCCUGUUGCUCACAGCAUAUAUGGAAUUCCAUCUGUAAUCAAUUCUGCCAAUUAUGUGUAUUUCCUUGGUCUAGAGAAGGUCUUAACUCUCAAUCACCCAGAUGCAGUAAAGCUCUUUACCCGCCAACUCCUAGAACUUCAUCAGGGACAAGGCUUAGAUAUUUACUGGAGGGAUAAUUACACAUGUCCCACUGAAGAAGAGUAUAAAGCUAUGGUGCUGCAGAAGACAGGUGGACUGUUUGGAUUAGCAGUAGGUCUUAUGCAGUUGUUCUCCAAUUAUAAAGAAGAUUUAAAGCCACUCCUCAAUACACUUGGUCUCUUUUUCCAAAUUAGGGAUGAUUAUGCUAAUCUACACUCCAAAGAAUAUAGUGAGAACAAAAGUUUUUGUGAAGAUCUGACUGAGGGCAAGUUUUCAUUUCCUACUAUUCAUGCUAUUUGGUCUAGACCUGAAAGCACUCAGGUUCAGAAUAUCUUGCGCCAGAGGACAGAAAAUAUAGAUAUUAAAAAAUAUUGUGUACAUUAUCUUGAGGAUGUAGGUUCAUUUGAAUAUACUCGGAAUACACUUAGGGAGCUUGAAUCUGAAGCCUAUAAACAAAUUGAAGCACUUGGUGGAAAUCCUGAGCUGGUAGCUCUAGUCAAACAUUUAAGUAAGAUGUUCAAAGAAGAAAAUUGAUAGUUUUAAAACCAUCAUUAAGUUGGUGGCUCACUUUAGCCAGAGCUUUUGCUUAUUCCACCUGUCACCAGUUUAAAAUGUCAGCCAAGCUACCAGCCUUCAAAAAUCAUUGGAUGAAUAAAGCAUUACUCUGUUCAGUCCCUGUUGGUCACAGAUAACAGUGAGGCAAUUAUAAAAGCCAGGUGGUUUUUUUCUCUUUAUUGCCCACCAAGGCACAAAAUUAAAUGGGUCAAGAAAGGCCAGAUUUGGGUUAGUGGUGUAUGGAAAAAUUAUAAAAUCUCUAUGUCAUAUAGUCAGGUUUUAUGAGAGAACAGACUAUUGCUGUGAGUGUCUCAUUCUUGUCAAAAAAGAGUUCAGCCUCUCUGAAUUGGAUUUUUAUCCCACUAUUUUCCACAGUGCUGUAAUAAUUUUUAAAAUACUUUGAAUUUUCCAUUGUAAUGAUCAUAAGGAAACCUCCAAUAAAAACAAAAUCAUGGUUAUUUGCUGCUACAGGAUGGAUACUGUACUUUGUGUGUGUGUAUAUAUAUAUAUAUAUAUUUGUGUGUGGUAUAUUUACCUAUAUACACAUGUGUGUAUAUACAUACAUGUAUGUAUAUCUGCCUUAAGAUGUUUAUUUUGCUCCAAAAAUAUCUAAAGUUGACUACAUAACUGGAAAAUUAAUAUACUUAUCCUGUAAAACAAAGUUUUCAGUAGAUUUUAUUCCCUACACAAUAGGGUAUGGUAUGGGAUUAAUACUUCUUAAAAUUCUGCUUGGUCACAUGUAUCUUGCCUUGUUAUUGGCUGCAAUAACAACUUUUAUGGAGUUUGAAUUUUUAAAAUCAUAUUGUAGAAUCAGCUUUAUACCAAAAACAAAUGGCAAUCAUCUGUUUUGUAUUGUUUUUUUAAAUCAUGUACAUUAAACUGCAGCAAAAAAAUAAAAUAAGCCUAGAGUUUUAUAUUUUUGCCCAUUACAGGUAUUUUUGAGCCCCUAACGAUCUAAGAGACCAGAAGUGUUUUGUCUGUUAUAUUUAGAAUUCAGUUUUUCCCAUUUUUUUUCUUUAGCACAGAAGGGCUAAGGAAGAAUAAAGGUGAUUUAAUAUUUAAAUUAAAGGAUGUGUGUAUACUUAAGAAUCAUUAAGUGGAAAAAUGCCAAUUUUUUCUCUAGAAAAAAUACUUUACUGUUGAGUUUAACCCAUUAAAAAUUUUUCACGUUGAUUUCAUUAUUUCAGCAGCAUAUAAGUAUAUUUUAAAGCAACAAUUUAUUUUUAUAUUCUCCAAGAAUAAUCAUGUAAUUACACAGGAAACUUAAAUGCCUUUGUUGAUUUACCAAAGCUAAUUAAGCAAGUGCUGGUGAAGUUAUUGCAGGGAACAGUCAGCCGGUCAGUCAGUAUUUAAGAAGCAAUUUUGGCAUGCUGUUUUAACUGGCUAGAAAGGAUUUGUUUAUUUAACAGAGCAUAUUUAUGAAUUCUGGAUAUUUUUCAAUAUCAUAUGAUUUUCCUAAACAAGAAUAUACAUUUUAAAAGUGUUUAUCCCAAAUUCUUUUUUUUAAUUUUUCUAAACACUGUUAAAGUUCAUUUGACCAAAAGGUUUUUUUGAAAAAACAAUUUGUAUAUUUAUAACUAAAAUAAUUUUAAAAUACAUAUGCUUGAUCAGCUUUGGAAACUUGAGUUGGAUUAUGCAACUAAUUUAUUUGCUUUCCUAAUUUCAUAGAGUGGAUGAGAUUUUCUUGCUCUUGAAUUUUUUCAUUUAGGAUUAUUUUAUCCGUAUUACUGCAAGAAUCAGCUUGUCUUUGAAAACUGGAUUAUCAUUUUAGUAGUCUCUGUUAAAUCUGGUGCAUGAUUGAUUACUACCAAUAGAUUGUUGUUGGUGUUAGCAACUGACAUAGCACUAGAAUGAUUUUUGCAUUUUAUCAUCUCAUUUGGUUAGUGUGUCAGAACCUUAUUAUCUGAUACUUCUUCAAUUUAAUCUGAAGUAUAUUACUUGUUACAAAAGGAUGGUUACUCAAUGCUCAUCUCAGAAAUAACCCUCCUUAAAUAUUAAAAGAUUGACUCUCACACUCAAAUUGGGCCCUUGACCUAGUCUAUAACCGAUUUCUAAAGCUUUAUGGGAAAAUUAGGUACAUUUGUUGUCUCAGAAGCAUAAGUGUAUUUGUGACUUUGGUUUGGAGAAGAUUGCCUUACAAAAUAAUCUUUAUGCUGGUUUCUCACCUUAGGUAAUAAUGACUUCCAUAGCCACUACACAUGACUUUGGAAUCAUUAGAGAAGGGUAAGAACUGACUGGGAGAUGUUAGUACAGUUGAUUCAAUAAAUUGUGUCUCCCUUGGUUUUAAUUCCAUUAACAAAUGUAUGAAAAGAAUGAGCUUAUUAAGUUUUCUUGGUUUGGGGUUAUUUCCCAUUUAUUCAUGCAAUCUCUAUCCAUGCACAAUUGGUGAUCAUGAAACUUGUUCAUCAAACGUGUAUUUACUUUUUUUCUCCCAAAUUCCUCUCAGACCAUCUCUCUGUAACUACUUCCAUUUGUGCAGCAUCCCUUUCCCCUUACCAUGCUGUAGUCUGACUUCUGUCCCUAUCACUCUGCAAUGGAAUUCUUGAAUAUAAGUGCUAUCUAGUUACAAAUUCAGUGGCUUUUUCUCAGACUGUAUUUCCCUGUCUAUAACAUUUUAUAAAUAGCAAAAGUAUACUAUUCUGGAUGUCCUGCCUCUGACAGCUCCCUUUCUUCUUAGAUUGACCCCUUUCUCUUAAUUAUGGACUCUUACCCAAAGUUCAGGACUUAGUCUUUUGAUGUUUUUAAAUUCAGUCUUCAUCUGAUCUGACAUUACUUAUUAACUCUGUGCAUAUGUAUUUAUAUCUCAAAUUAUAUUUUAGUUAUUUCCAUUUGAAUGGCUUGUCAUUUUCUGGCAAUUUUCCCACUAUCCUUCUCUGAGUCAUGAAAUCCCAGAUUUCUACAGUCAGAAGGGACCCUAGCACUCACCUGGUCUGACGAAUACACCAAAGAAAUCUCCGCUGUAACAUACUUGACAAGUGGUUGUCCAGCCUCUCCCAGAAAAUCUGCAAGGAUGGAGUACUCAUCACUGCUCUUCCUAGGCCAUUUUUACUUUUGAUCAGCUUUUAUUCUCAGGCAGUAUUUGCCUCUGAAUUUCUUUCCACUGUUGCUGCUUCUGCCUUCUGGAACCAAUCAAAAUUAACCCUUCAGAUACUUGAGGUAGCUAUUGUUACUCUUCCAUCCCCCUGCCCCAGUACCUUUCUCUUCUUUAGACCAAAUAUCCCUAGUUCUUUCAAUCGAUCUUCAUAUGACAUGGACACAAGGUCCUUCAUUAUCCUGGCUGACCUUUUCUGUGUGCUUUCCAACUCAUCAAUAUCUACCUUAAACCAUGACACCCGGAACCGAACACCAUCUGAGGAACCCUAUGUUCUGCUCCUAUCACAUUUUAUCCGAUGGGAGACAAAGACAGUGGUGUUAUCACCUCCCUAUUCCUAGAAACUAUGCCUUUCUUAAUGAAGCCAAUGUCCCAUUAGUUUUUUUGGUAACUGUGCCACACUGCUGACUCAUCAAGACUUGUAGUCCACUAAAAACCACCUAAAAUUUUUUUUAGGUUAACUACUGUCAAUGCCUUACCCAUGCUAUACUUAUAAAAAUAGAUUGAUUUGUAUUGUUUGGAUUCAGCCCAAUGCUCUAACCUCUCAAGAUCCUUUUGUAUCCUAUUAGCUCUCCCUCCUAGGACUAUGUCAUCUACAAAUUGUUUGAGCAUACCAUCUAUGUCUUUAUCCAAGUUAAAAGUGUUAAACAGCUUAGGUCCAAGCACAGAUCCCUUGAAUACUCCACCAAAAAAACUUACUGUUUCACUGAAAAUGAACUAUUCUUAGCUACACUUUAAGUCUGGCUAUCCAAUUAGUUAUCAGUUUGUCUGAAUCUAUUCUCAUCUAAUCCCUAACUAUCCAUCUUUACGAGAGUAGUAUGAGAUAACUUUACAAAAAGCUUUGCAGAAAGCUAGGUAGGCUAUACCCACAGCAUUCCCUUCAUCUGUAUUUGAUUACUAAUUCUGGCAAAAAGGGAAAUGGGAUUGGUUUGGCAUGACCUUGAAGCCACACAGACUUUGUAACGACCGUCUUCUCCUCAAAGGAAUGGGUAGAAUUAUCCCAAGAAUUGAAGUCGCUCACUAGCCUAUAGUUCUCUGACUCUCUCUCUCUCUCUCUCUCUCUCUCUCUCUCUCUCUCUCUCUCUCUCUCUCUCUCUCUUUGCUUUAUCAGGACAUUUGUCCUUAUCCAAUCUUAUGGCACUUCUCUCAUUUUUCCAUUAUCUUUCAAAUAUCACUGACAGUGGCUCAGCAAUUAUGCUUGACAGUCUUAAGGACCCAAGGAUGUAGUUCAUCUGGGCAGUGGUGACUUUAGUUCAACAAGGGCAGCUGAAUGUCCUCUUCCUGUCUUCAUACUUAUCUUGGCAUAAGUUCCCUCUUAAGUCAUUUUUGUCGUUAAUUUCCCAUGUAAAAAUCACCCUCCUUUGCAAAGAAAGCAGGAAUAAAAGUAUUGAGCAAUUCCCCCUUAUCUCUUUUGUCAGUUACAGUCUCAUCCACCCUUAAAUAAAGGUCCCUUCUUUGAUCUUCCUUUGUCUCUCCCAAUAUAGUAAACACACACACACACACACACACACUUUAUUGUCCUUAGCUUCCUGCAUUAGCCUCAGCUGAUACUAAGCCUUAGCAAUCCUGACACUAUUUGCAAGACUCAUGUUCUUAUAUUGAUCUUCUGUUACCUAGCAUUGCUUCCAUAUUUUUUAAAAAUGUAUUUUUGUUCUGAACCUAACAGGCACCCAAAAAUGAGAAUUUUUAUACACAUAGAACAUACUCAUACACAUAGAACAAAAAAAAAUAGAUUGUCCAUGAAGCUACAGGUCUCUAUUAUGUGAAGUUUGUUUUUUAAAUUUAUAAUAAAUUCUGCCUAUAGCGUUCAAAGCUUUACUGCUUGUCUGUGCAUUUUUUCUGGUCUUCUCUUUACAUUAAUAAAAAUAUUUCAAGGAUUA